Penicillium subrubescens is the source of this 2400-nucleotide messenger RNA. RefSeq names its product OPT family oligopeptide transporter. The coding region runs from base 1 to 2400 and encodes 799 amino acids. NCBI's taxonomy places the organism in Eukaryota, Fungi, Ascomycota, Eurotiomycetes, Eurotiales, Aspergillaceae. The record is from RefSeq and is a predicted model, not a curated record. The transcript is spliced from 2 exons. Gene Ontology annotation, cellular component: fungal-type vacuole membrane. Gene Ontology annotation, molecular function: oligopeptide transmembrane transporter activity.
AUGAAUUACCAGACCCUCAAUAUGGCAGGUGAUGCCUCCUCAUUACGGCCGGAGGCUGCAGAAAGACCACCUUCGCCUGGCCAGGUCGCUGAUCCCAGCGACAACGUCACAGUGCCGAGCUCCAAACGAGCACCAACUACCUCCGCUCAGAGCUUCACACCCCGCUCACUAGCCGUCGGUCUGAUUAUUGGCGCCCUGAUCACCUUCUCCAAUACCUACUUCGGCCUCCAGACAGGAUGGAUCAGUACUAUGGCCAUGCCGUCGGCCUUGAUUGGCUUCUCGGUCUUCAAAGUCUUGACCAAGUACCUGUCUUUCCCGUUUACUCCGAUCGAGAACGUCCUAAUUCAGACUGUGGCCGGAGCGGUGGGGACUAUGCCGUUGGGUUGCGGAUUCGUUGGUGUGAUUCCCGCCUUGGAAUUCCUGCUUAAGGACGGCGAGGAUGGGCCGAAGGGCGAUGGCGGGGAGGGUGAGGGCGGCCCGCUCAAAUUGGGUUUUUGGAAAUUGGUGGUUUGGAGUCUUGGGGUUUGUUUGUUCGGUGUCGUCUUUGCUGUACCGCUACGGAAAGAAGUCAUUGUGCGUGAGAAGCUGCGAUUUCCAAGUGGUACUGCUUCUGCAUUGAUGCUGCGGGUCCUACAUGGCGCCGGAAAAGACGAGAAGACGCCCAUGGAUGCCCAGGGUCGCUCGAGUGGACUAGGCGAGGCCACCGUGAACAGCCAUCAAUCUCAAGAAGACGAACAGCAGGGUCUAUUGUUGAAAGAUGCAGACACCGAAGACCAGUCAUUGGAUAAGAAAGACUGGCGAUCAAAGAUGCGUCUUUUGAUUGGUGCUUUCGUGGUGUCUGGUAUAUAUACCCUUUUCUCAUAUUUCGUCCCUCUAGUUCGUGAUAUCCCUUUGUUCGGGUUGGGACUGGCCCAUAAUUGGCUAUGGACUCUCAAUCCCUCACCCGCGUAUAUCGGCCAGGGUAUCAUCAUGGGCCCAUCAACCUGCAUGCACAUGCUUUUCGGAGCAGUGCUGGGUUGGGGAAUCCUUUCCCCACUGGCUAAGGCUCGCGGCUGGGCCCCAGGGCCUGUGGAUAGUUGGGACGAUGGGAGCAAGGCAUGGAUUGUCUGGAUCUCUUUGGCCAUCAUGCUUGCAGACUCACUCGUCAGCCUCGGAUGGCUGGUCCUCAAGCCGAUUGUUAGCCGAGCUCCCAGGUGGAUCGCUUUCCUCCGAUCUACUCGUGCUGGACAAUGGAUUGCAGUACGACUGGAGUCAUCAGGCUCACACGAGCACUCAUAUAUCAAUUAUUCCGCACUGGAUUCUGGUAACCAUCAACUCGGCCAUGAAAAUUUGGACGGUGUUCAUGUGCAGGUCACGACAGAUACGGACGAAGACGAAGAUGCGCCUCCUGACCAGCUUAUCUCUACCCGCACGGUGGUGAUUCUACUUCCUUUAACUCUGAUCUUGAACGUCAUCUGCAUGCAUUAUGUCUUCGGUGACAUAAUUUCUCCAUGGCUGUCCAGCCUGGCUACAAUACUUGCAGUCCUCCUUUCUAUCAUGGGAGUGCGUGCGCUUGGCGAGACCGAUCUCAACCCGGUUUCAGGCAUCAGCAAGCUCACUCAACUACUUUUCUCACUCGCAACGCCAGCCUCACACUUCUCCCGCCGAACAGCCUUAGUCACAAAUCUCCUUGCUGGCGCUGUGUCCGAAUCCGGUGCCCUACAAGCCGGCGACAUGAUGCAAGAUCUCAAAACCGGCCAUCUCCUCGGUGCAAGCCCCAAAGCCCAAUUCUACGGCCAAAUAAUCGGCAGUCUUGUCGGUGCCGUACUCUCAACAGCCGUGUACAAAAUGUACGUCAACGUCUACGAAAUUCCAGGAGAAAUGUUCCAGACACCCACCGCCUACGUCUGGAUCUUCACAGCUCGCCUCGUCACGGGCGAGGGUCUACCAAACAUGGCAUGGCAAGUAUCCGUCAUCGCAGGCCUUAUCUGGGCCAUUCUCACAGCCGUGCGAAUCACAGCCGCAUCGCCUGCCUUCGCACCUAACGGUCAACCCCCAGCCUGGCGAAACUGGAUUCCCGGCGGUAUCGCCGUGGCAGUUGGUAUUUUCAACGUCCCAUCUUUCACACUGGCUAGAGCCAUCGGCGGCAUGAUUGCAUGGUGGUGGGCACGGAAGCACGCCCUCCCUACCCGCCGGCCUAGCUCUAGUGAUAUCGCGGAUGGAAUUAAUUCUUCUUCUGCGGAUGGGCCUUCGGCGUUACAAUCUGGGCAAGGUGAUACUUCCUCGGCGGAAGAGGCGACCGCCAAGGCAGAUGCGGCUUCUUCGACUGUCGUUGUCCUGGCGUCUGGUCUCAUUCUUGGUGAGGGAAUUAUGAGUAUUGUGAACCUUCUUCUUGCAAGUGGUCGGGUUCCACAUCUAUAG